This is a messenger RNA of Menidia menidia (Atlantic silverside), 810 nucleotides long. Lineage: Eukaryota; Metazoa; Chordata; Actinopteri; Atheriniformes; Atherinopsidae. The record is from the annotation of a GenBank genome assembly.
AUGGCUUCUCGGGCCAUUACAAAAGGUCUUUUGGGGUUCCGACACUGUCGGGGUGUCACAGUUAAAUACUCCUGUGGAGGACACCAUUUUAGCACGGCUGCGUUCGUUAAGACGGAUCAACCACAAACUAGCGAUGUUACAGAGAAAAUCCUAAACCUGCCUCUUGAAAAGCCUGACUUCUUUCGUGUGUCGGAGCUGUUCUCGUUGAAGGAUUUAUUCGACGCCAGAGUGCAUCUUGGUCACAAAAAAGGCUGCAGGCACAGGCUCAUGGAGCCUUACCUCUACGGCUGCCGUCUGGAACACGACAUCAUCGACCUGGACCAGACUGUGGAACACCUUCAGCAGGCCCUGAACUUCACCGCCCACGUCGCCUACCGCGGCGGCGUCAUACUCUUCGUCAGCCGGCGGCGUCAGUUCUGCCACCUGGUGGAAACCACGGCGAGGGACUGCGGCGAGUACGCGCACACGCGCUACUGGCAGGGCGGCCUCCUCACCAACGGCAACAUCCAGUACGGCGCCGGGGUCCGCCUGCCCGACCUCAUCGUCUUCUUCUCCACCCUCAACAACGUGUUCCAGCAGCACGUGGGGAUCCGCGACGCGGCCAAGAUGAACAUUCCCACGGUGGGCGUGGUGGACUCGAACUGCAACCCCAGCCUGGUGACCUACCCGGUCCCGGGGAACGACGACACCCCGGCGUCCAUGGAGAUGUACUGCCGCCUGUUCAAGAUGACCAUCAACCGGGCCAAGGACAAAAGGAAGCAGAUGGAGCUCCUGCAUGGCCUGGCAGCGUCCUCCUCGUCAAACUCAUGA